GUGGCGGGGAACAGCUGCUGUUUGACGGUUGGAGAGCGGCGGCUGGUUGGUACAAUGCUCCUGGAAUGGAGUUUUCGUAGCGUAGUAUAGCACAGCUCUCCGGUUAGACGUGAGGGGCCUGUCUCUGAGCUGAUAUUGAAAACUCCCGUUACUCUCCACACGGAGAGGGCUGCCUGCUGAACGGUUCCAGCGUUCUCUGCUCUGGCCUCUUCCUGUGCUGGAUCCUCCCGUUGGCUAAAGCCUCAGUGGUUAUAACGCGAGUUGCUGCAGGAACGCAGCAGGUCUGGCAACACCUUGGGGGAGAAAGCAGAGUUAACGUUUCGAGCCCGGUGAAUCUUUCAUCAGAACCAACUGCUUCUUCGUGGAUGGAGUGAUGCUGCGUCUAGCCUUCCUCCCGUAAUGUGCCCUUCACGGAUACCGCGCAGAGGUAUGCACCAGGAUGAGUUGCUGGCUCAGUUCAAAAAUUUCUGGCAACCGGUGAUUUUGGACAACAGAUUUCUCCACUGGACGUAUUGCAGCAUGCUUAUUUCCAGUGAUAUGAGUGUGUAAUAUUGAGUUGCCAUAGAGCGGCCCUCUCAUUGGAGAGAGUUAACGAGUGGUGAAUUAACCUGACAGCCGCCAUGCCUCAGAUGAGGGUUGAGGUUGCAAAAGCUGGACGUUCAUGAUGACCCUAGCUGUUGUGGAAAAUGAACCCAUAUUGUUGGUGGCACUCUGCAUUGUAAACCUGUCAUCCAUCCAAACUCAAAGGAUAAAGAAUUGCUGAACCCAAGGACCAGUGUCGUUAAACUUUGGCACGUCCAACAUUUCUGAAACAUCAAUGGCAAGCAUUACGCAAUUAUUUGGAGACCUCUGUGAAGCCCAGAUGACAGGCUUGUCAUGGAAGUGUUACUUGGGCAAAAGAAGACUCAACAGAAGACAAUUCAAAGAAAAAUUAAAAAGGGUUGUUUACAAUACGCUUUUCAUAAACCUUUUCCGAGAUGAAGCAACUCCAAAAUAUCAGUCUGAUAUCAGCAAACUGCCUGUGAAAAACAAAAUCUUGAUGCUAUCCUUCAAUUUGAGGGUGGCUGGCUUGGGCAUAGAAGCUGAUCGCUUGGAAGACCUUACAGAUCAAUUAGAAAAAUCAGUAUGUAUGUCACAGUCUGAUCUGAAUUCUGUCCUGGAAUUUCUGAUUGAGCUUGCAGGAACUGGACCAUAUCAACUUCACCCACAGAAAAGGGAUUAUUUCUUGAACAAUAAAAAUGUUGGAAGAAAUGUAAAACUUCAGGGCUAUGAUCACUACGAUGUGAGCCUAUUUGAGUCGGGCCUGAUAUCCUUCAAUUCCAACGAGGACUUUCAAUUUCACGAUCAUGUGCAACGUACCCUUCAGUUAAUGGAUGCGAAACCUGGCACUGGAUUACCUGGCAUUGGAUUAUUCUCCCAUAAUUACUUAGCUGGAGACAAGUAUGAAAAAGAAACACGAGUGUCGCUUUUUGGUGCACUUGUACGUAGUCGUACAUGUGAAAUGGAAAUUAAGUUGGAUUUGCCUGCAGUGCCAGAUAACAUAGAUAUCACUGGACUUAAAAUUCGGGUUCCUCAAAGCAUUGACCAGUCAGAAGAUGAAGGAUUUCAGUCAGCAUCCAAUCUUACUCCAGAUUCCCAGUCAGAGCCCAGUACAUCUCCUGACAUUGAUAUAUGGAGUGCAGUGCUGACUUAUGAACCCAGCAAAUAUAGAUGUUGGGAACUAAUUGGCUGUCCUCCAGGUAAAAAAGAGGAGCCCUAUCUUACUGAAGCAGGUCGAGAAGCUUUUGACAGGUUCUACCAAUUACGCGAAAGUGAGCUACAGCUUAUUGGUGGUACGCUGCUGCAAUCAACGCCAGCUAUACUUCAGAAAGAAUCUGAGUUAGUUAAAGAUGUCCUGAAUGUCCUUAUUGGUGUAGCGUCAAUGACUUUUUCUUUGAAUCAGUCUCUCCAGGCAUUUGUAGUUAAACAAGGCGUGUAUGUCUCUGGAACAUCCCCUGAGAGUAUGUAUAACCUCCUCUCUGAAUUGGCUGAAAAUGGAACGUACUACAACCGGCUCAGUCACUUCUCGCUUCAGCCAAUUCUUGACUCCACGUACAAUAAAGGCCUUGUUUUCCAGGCUUUUACAAGUGGAUUGAGGAAAUAUCUACAGUAUUAUAGAGCAUGUGUGUUAUCAACACCUCCAUCAUUGAGCCUUCUACCAAUUGUCUUUCUGUUCAGGAAACUGGGGCGCCAGCUAAGGUAUUUGUCUGAAUUGUGUGGGAUAGGAUCUAGUGCGUUGGCAAUAAACCGAGGAAAUUCAUCAUCUUUCCCCACUGGAGUGAAACUGUUGUCUUACUUGUAUAAGGAAGCUUUGAAUAACUGUAGCAAUGAGCACUAUCCAGUGCUACUCUCUCUGUUAAAAAGCAGCUGUGAACCAUAUACAAGGUUUGUCUAUGACUGGGUUUAUAGUGGCAUUUGCAGGGAUGCAUAUGGAGAGUUCAUGAUCCAGGUGAAUGACGACUACCUUAACUUUAGAGAUAAACAUUACUGGACCAAUGGAUAUGUUCUAGCUUCUAAAGAGGUUGAAGAGUGUGUCCCGCUUUUCCUCGCUCAUGUGGCUUAUGACAUCUACAUCUGUGGAAAAACUAUUAACUUGUUGAAAUUGUGCUGUCCAAUGCAUUACAUCUGUUGGUCUGACAUUCCUGUUCCCUCCAUCUCUGUCACCUUUUCCCUGGAAGAACUGGAGGAGAUUGAAAGAGACUCGGCUCUUUAUGUCAGACGAAUGGAAAGGAUAGCUCGUUACAACUCCAUCAGCAGAGAGGCACAGAAUCUGAGAAAGGAAAUUGCUCAGCAGGAGUUGAUUGUCCAAGCUCAACAGACAGCGACAAGAGCCAUGGCUACAUUUAGAACUAAUCUGAUAGCAGAAAGGAAGGCUUCUGAUGUAAAGAAGCGAGAGCAAUUCAUGGAGCUAAAAGAACAAUUUGAGAAGGACGUAGAGCGUCGAAACGCAGCAAAACGUCAAGAGAUGGAAAAAGACUUUAUGCAGACGCAGGCGAUUAGAGACCGGGAAAUAAAAGAAGAAGAAUUGGAGAGAAAGGCAAGGCAACAGUUAAUUGAACAUUACAGCAACUUAUCAGAGGAGGCCGCAAAACGAGGACAGAGAGCCUUGUGGAAAAUUCAAAGGCACAAGUUGGAAACUGCACGUACUGACUUUUUCCGUAAUGAUCAAAAAAAGCUUCAGGCAUUGCUAGAGAAGUUACCAUUGAGAGAACAGAGGGGGAAAUCGGAUGUAAUUCCUGGAUUCGACAUGCAGCAUCAUGAACCAUUGAAUAUAAGCUUUGAUUCUCAAGAGUCGAGCUUUGAGGCCACAUCAAAUGAAAACAAAAUACUCAACAAGAAGGAAAAUCUUUAUGCUCCAGUGAAUGAAGCAGCCUCAACUGUAACUGCACAGACUGAUUUACUUCGCUCCCAAGAAGGGCCUCAGCAAUCAAGGGCUCACCUUUAUAAGGUAGAUCCUGGACCUGUAGCUUUCCUGGACUCUGACUCACAAGAUCAGCCCGUUUGUCAUAAUCCAAAUCAGAAAGAAGUAUCCUUACUUGAUAUAAGUUUUGAGGAUUUUCUUCCAAGUGAGCAACAGCAACCUGGAACUGCCCUUGAAACAGUUAAACAAGCCACAAUACUUGACAUGGCUCUGCAGGAAAUAGGUUCAGAACUAUCGGAUGAGAGAAAAGAUAUUUCAAUUGACAAAGAUAAAUACGAUUUAAGUAUUGCUUUAACAGCUUCUGGAGGUUCUCAUAAAAUGUUACUGGACAGAAAACCUUCAGAGGGUGAUUCGGGGAUGCCCCAGUGGAAAGUUCACGGACAACAUUCGGAUUCACACAUCAGAGCUACAGGGUCUGCAACAGAUCACAAGCCUUCAGAACCCCAUACCAAUGUCCAUGGUUCUAUGCCUCAUUCAGACCUAAAUGCAAGUGAAUACGUAACCAGUGUUGAACCCAUCAGGCCACGAUGGAAUGUUUAUGGGCAUGUUUCAGAAUCUAACAUUAAGGUUGGUGAUCAUAUGUCUAAUGUUGAACCAUCUAGACCACGAUGGAAUAUUCAUGGGCAUGUAUCAAAAAGCAGUAUACAAGUUGGUGAGCAUGUUUCAAAUAUUGAGCAGUCUUGGCCACAAGCAAAUAUUCAUGGGCAUGCAUCACAAGCCAAUAUACAAGUUGGUGAGUAUGUUUCUAAUGUAGGACCAUAUCGAGCUAGAUGGAACAUCCAUGGCCAUGUGUCACAAAGCAACAUUCAGCUUGGUAGCGAUGUGUCUGAUAUUGCACUACCUGCGGCACAAUGGAAUACUUACAGUGAAUCAUCACAACCUCUGACUAACAUUGGACAACCUGCAUCUAAUGCAGAAACUCCUGGAUCUGGUUGGUCUUCUUUUCGGCAUCCUUCUUACUCCAAUAUCAGGAUAGGAGAAUGGUCACCAGACGUGGAAGCAAAUUUGAUCCCAAGGCAAAAAGUUUGUGUUGGUCCUUCAACUGGCUCUACAAUGCAAGACAUAUUGUAUCACAAAAACAGUGAAGUAGAAAGAAUGAUGUCAAAUAAAUCUAAUGAAGAACAAAAUGCAAAUGUUAUGCACACUACCAGCCCUGAAGAAAAUGUCAAAAACGCAGUCAAAUCUAAACUGAGCACAGCUCUUCCCAGUCCUGAACUAGAGCUGAAUGAAAAUCAAAAUGAUGAAAGAAAUGAAUCUCAAGGUAACUGUGAAAAUAUCAUAAAUGAUAGUUCAGAAAACACAGCAUCUUUCCAGCCUCUUCAGACCAUGUGCACUCAAGAUGAGAAUAAAAACCCAUUAGAACUACAAAGGUCUUGCCUUCAAGAAAAAAAUGAGUGUGAUUCAGAAUCCACAGAUGAAGUCCUAAUGGAUACAGCAAGUGAUCUUAUGAACUUUGCGACAGAACCUGCCCAAGAAGCAGCUAUUGAGAAUUCAACAUGGGAGAAAGAACAGGCCUACCUCAAAAGCUUGGCAGACCAGUAUUGUGUAGAACAUUACCGGGAUAAUUAUGAAUUGAUGUCUGAGCCACCUAUCACGCACCUACUUCAGAAUGUGAUAAGUGAACCCUAUUUAUUGGCCUUGGAUCCUUCAGUUCGUAGAGCAACAGAUGCGACAGCAGUGCAAGCAAGUAGUCUUAUCUCACUUCCAGUACUAAUGAAGCAUUCAAUAACAGCUCCUCUUAUAGCUCAUGCCUCUCUGGUAAAUAAAGCCAUAAUAGAUUACUUGUUUGUGGAACUGAACAUUGAACAGGACUUUGAAGCACUAAGACAUUUCCUUUUGAUGGAAGAUGGAGAGUUUGCCCAAUCACUGAGUGAUAUGCUCUUUGAAAAGCUUGGAUCUGGACAGACCCCUGGAGAACUUCUGAAUCCUUUAGUUCUGAAUUCAAUCUUGAACAAGGCUUUGCAGUAUAGUCUUCAUGGAGACUCUAAGCUUGCCUCUAAUCUGACCUUUGCUCUCAAAUAUCUGCCUGAAGUAUUCAAGCCCAAUGCACCUGAUGCUUUGAACUGUUUGGAACUAAGAUACAAGGUGAACUGGCCCCUCAACAUCGUGAUCACAGAAAGCUGCAUGAGCAAAUACAACAAGAUCUUUUCUUUUCUGCUGCAGCUAAAGCAUAUGUUCUGGACACUAAAAGAUGUCUGGUUCCAUUUAAAACGUACAGCUUUAGUGAAUCGUUUUUCAAAUUCAGUUCAAUUUCAUCAACUUCAACUCUAUCGGCAUGAAAUGCAGCAUUUUGUCAAAGUCAUCCAAGGUUACAUUGCUAAUCAGAUCUUGCAUGUGACCUGGUGUGAAUUUGUACACAAAUUAUCAUCGGUUGGAAAUCUGGAUGAACUCCACAGAACACAUGCAGAAUACCUUAACAAAGGCAUUUUCAGGGGAUUAUUAACAGAGAAAGCUGCUCCAGUGAUGAAUAUCAUACACAAUAUUUUCAGUCUGAUUCUGAAAUUCCGUAGUCAGUUGAUCUCUGAAGCCUGGCAGUAUGAUGCUGAAAAGCAAAUGACAAUUCAUCCCAACUUUACUGUGAUGCAGCAAUCCUACAAAACAUUUAAACAUUAUUCACACUUCCUUUUCAAAGUUGUGACUAAACUCGUCAAUCGGGGAUAUCAGCCACAUCUUGAGGAUUUCCUGUUGAGGAUUAAUUUCAAUAAUUAUUAUUUGGAUGUUUAACUGUUACGUAGUUCUCAGAAAUUCAUCUUUUAUGUUAUUGGAAAUCAAACUUAAAUUAAAAUUGAUCUAACUUGAAGUAAAUUAUUAAUGCCUGUUAAAUUUCAACCGUUAGCAAUUUUUAAAUUAUGCAUCUGUCCAUUUGUAUUUAUGUAUAUAUUUUUAUAUCUGUGCCAUAUAAAAAUCAGUGUUACAGUAAACUUUAUGCUGUAGUUAUGCAGAUACAAGGAUAUUUAAUGUUUUACUGUGCAGCAUUUGUAUGUGCUCCACGGUGGAAUGAAGCUUGAUGCUCUCAUUUAGUGGUCAGCUAUUGUUUGCAAUUAAAACAGUGUAUUUUGAGGCUGCAUAUCUUCACAUGAGCUUAAGUCUUUGUCAUGUUGAAUAAUUUUAAAAUUAAAAGUACAAUCACACUCCAAACAAUAAUGGAUUCAUUUCCCAAUCAAUCUUGGAUUUACCUGGGUCAGAGAAACUUAAUUCAUUUCAUAAAUA
This is a messenger RNA of Stegostoma tigrinum, 6670 nucleotides long. RefSeq names its product tubulin gamma complex component 6 (gene tubgcp6). Gene Ontology annotation, biological process: microtubule nucleation; spindle assembly; meiotic cell cycle. Gene Ontology annotation, cellular component: spindle pole; equatorial microtubule organizing center; centrosome. Gene Ontology annotation, molecular function: microtubule minus-end binding; gamma-tubulin binding. Bases 818 to 6184 code for a protein of 1788 amino acids. The record is from RefSeq and is a predicted model, not a curated record. Lineage: Eukaryota; Metazoa; Chordata; Chondrichthyes; Orectolobiformes; Stegostomatidae. The transcript is spliced from 27 exons.